AUGUCUCAAUCCAUCAGUGUGUCAACGACUCAGGCCCAAUCUGGUAUAUCCCAGGAUCUCCGGAAUAACAUCUACUCGGCCCUACUCUCCGGCGAUGGCAUCCGCAAUAUCGAAUCCACUCUUGAUGAAUCCUUGCGCGUCUCUGGCUUCAAAGAUGCUCUGAGAGCCUACAUUACCGAUCUCUUCCGCUCAGGCCAAGCCACUACCUGCGAGGAAGCCCGGAACCUGGCCAUGCAGAAAAUCAGGGAGCAGACGCGUGGUCUGGGCGAGGAUUCCAACGGAGUGAACGGAACUACAAAUGCAAAUGGCGAGAGUGGGGAGGAGGUCGACUUGAAGAUUCCCAAGUCGGCAAUCGACGCCGGUGCAAAGACGGUCAUGAAGGAGUUGGAAAAGGUGUGCGACAUUACAUACGAAGACGACAAGUGA
Messenger RNA from Alternaria postmessia, 426 nucleotides. RefSeq lists its product as uncharacterized. The transcript has a single exon. Bases 1 to 426 code for a protein of 141 amino acids. The record is from RefSeq and is a predicted model, not a curated record. Lineage: Eukaryota; Fungi; Ascomycota; Dothideomycetes; Pleosporales; Pleosporaceae.